Messenger RNA from Pyricularia pennisetigena, 567 nucleotides. RefSeq lists its product as uncharacterized. The transcript has a single exon. Lineage: Eukaryota; Fungi; Ascomycota; Sordariomycetes; Magnaporthales; Pyriculariaceae. Bases 1 to 567 code for a protein of 188 amino acids. The record is from RefSeq and is a predicted model, not a curated record.
AUGCAGAAUCGUGGCGCUCCCGACGCAGCCUGCGGGCGCCCCAGCUCCAGCUCCACGUCCACCACGUCCACCAGCGCAGGGCAGCAGCUGCUGCUGCAACAACAACAACAACAACAACAGCAGCAGCAGCGGCAGUACCCCGCGUCUGGGCAAGGGAGUAACACCACGGGCAUGGAACGCGCCAAUCAAAACGGUAGUAUGGACCAGGGCGGCGACCAAGCCGGUCGGCCCGGCCUGCGCAAGAUUGCGUCGUCUUUUGACAGGGUCAGGAGGGCGUUUAUGUUCAGGAGUGACGACGGUGGUGCGUCGUCCAGACCCGGUUCGUCAUCCUCUCGCAGCGGUCUUUUUGAAUUGGCGAGCGAUGCGCGGUCUGCUGGCCUCGCUACGACCGGUCGUCGGUUUGCGUACGACUCCAAUGUCGACGAGCCGAUGAGGCAGUCGCGUGUCGGUGUACAAGGUGAGUUUGAACACGGUAGCGCCCUAGAGCUGACGCAGGCUAACCCCCGAUUCAGCUACGACUCUGACCAUGCGCCAUCUGCUAGACAGGAGGCUGUUCACAAAUGGUAG